AGUACUGGGAUUAACGGCAUGAGUCAUCACCAUGAGCCUGGCCUCCAGAGGCUUAACUUUGCCUCUGAUCUUCAGGCAAGCUUUACUUGUUAAAACACAGAGAAAAUAUCACUACACAUUAUGUUGAUUAUGCUGGGUUACGGUGAGGACUUCAUGGUGAACCGCAGUCAGAGGAAGACAACUCAGGGUCGAGGUCACAGCCUGAGUCAAGAGUAGGCAGAAAGAGAUGGGUGCAGUUGGGCUUGUUGCUUUUAUAAUAACAGGACCUCUACCAGAAAAACACCUUCUUAUCCUCAGUGACUUAGGUCUUCCAGGCAGGUCCUAUCUUCCCAUCAUUCCAUGGUCUCCCAUUGGAACCCAAACAACUCCCAAUGAAUCCUAGGGGCCACAAGCCAUAUUCAAACCACAUCACCCUCCUAAACUUCAUUUUAGUCCACUUAGAAUUCCUGGAGAUUUAAAUAGAUCUCCUACAGGUACGAGAGACUCCAAGUCAGCAGUAAAAAGCUUGGCCAACUGGACAGGAAGGUUUGUUUAUACGCCUCUCUGAACCAACCGAGGGUCUCAUUCCAAACACUUCAGCGUCCCAGUGAUUGAAAUUAAAGGGUCCCUGGGCAGGCAUAGCACCAUGCUCCAUAGGGCUUCCCACGCCACGCUCGUUUCUCACUUCUUAUCCUACAAUACCCGUGUUUUACAUGGUGGCAACUGUGUGUGUGUGUACACGCGUGCACCUGUCUCCGAAGAGCCCAUUCUUCCGCCAUAGUCUAUGCAGUUCUUUUUUAAAGUUGUCUCUUGGGAUGGCUGCUGUUGUAGGGCUGUCUAUGUCCAAGGCUUGCAGCCAGGAGACACAGUGGGAGGUGGCAGCUGCUAAAGCGCUCAGAGUGAAUGUGUGCGCAAACAGCGCACUAACACGGUCCACUGGGGAGAAGGGAAAGGACAGAGGCAUUCAGAGGGUCCCCAGAGUCACCAUCAGACACCUAGGCGAGGCAGGGUUUUUUCACAGAUGUACCUUUGUCAAGGUACUAGGUCUAGAGCAGGCCAAAGGCAUCUCCUAGGCCCCGCCCCUCGCGUUCGCCCCGCCCCACCCCGGCGCGCGCAUCUGAAAGUGAAAGCGCAUUAGGCCUCUCGGCGCUCGCUCUCUCUGGUCUGGCCGCCCGCGCCUGGCUGGGUUCCUUGCUGUGGCUCGAGUGGCGGGCGGGCAGGAUGGCGGAGCCGCAGGGCGCCGCGAGCGGGGACGUGUCGCUUCACAACUUCAGCGCAAGGCUCUGGGAGCAGCUCGUCCACUUCCACGUCAUGCGGCUGACAGACUCGCUCUUCCUGUGGGUGGGAGCAACGCCGCAUCUACGCAACCUCGCAGUGGCCAUGUGCAGCCGCUACCCAGGAAGACCAGUAAACAGGUGUUUGUCAGCUACAACCUCUCCAACACAGACAGCAACUUCACGUUACUCGUAG
Molecule: messenger RNA, 1449 nt
Organism: Alexandromys fortis (reed vole)
Lineage: Eukaryota; Metazoa; Chordata; Mammalia; Rodentia; Cricetidae
Gene: Psmg4
Product: proteasome assembly chaperone 4
Exons: 2
Coding region: 1201-1449 (82 amino acids)
Biological process (GO): proteasome assembly
Source: RefSeq, a predicted model, not a curated record